Cryptotermes secundus is the source of this 384-nucleotide messenger RNA. RefSeq names its product U6 snRNA-associated Sm-like protein LSm5. Gene Ontology annotation, biological process: mRNA splicing, via spliceosome. The transcript has 3 exons. Gene Ontology annotation, cellular component: Lsm1-7-Pat1 complex; U6 snRNP; U4/U6 x U5 tri-snRNP complex. Gene Ontology annotation, molecular function: RNA binding. The record is from RefSeq and is a predicted model, not a curated record. Bases 18 to 293 code for a protein of 91 amino acids. Lineage: Eukaryota; Metazoa; Arthropoda; Insecta; Blattodea; Kalotermitidae.
CAUGUGAAUGUGUAAACAUGGCGACGUCUGUAACAUCUAACCCGUCUACUUUGCUUCCUUUGGAACUUGUGGAUAAGUGUAUUGGUUCACGAAUCCACAUCAUUAUGAAGAAUGAUAAGGAAAUUGUUGGAACAUUGUUGGGUUUUGAUGAUUUUGUGAAUAUGCUACUGGAAGAUGUCACAGAGUAUGAGUCUACCCCAGAAGGCAGAAGAAUUACCAAGCUUGAUCAGAUUCUGCUCAAUGGGAAUAACAUUACAAUGCUUGUACCUGGAGGAGAUAUGCCCGAUGCAUGAAGACUUCUUUCAUAUUGACUUUUGUACAAAUGUAAAAGACUUAUAAAAUUUAUUAACACCUUUUGUAAUAAAACAAAUAUGAAAAGCACUA